Molecule: messenger RNA, 1908 nt
Organism: Rhinocladiella mackenziei CBS 650.93
Lineage: Eukaryota; Fungi; Ascomycota; Eurotiomycetes; Chaetothyriales; Herpotrichiellaceae
Exons: 3
Coding region: 1-1908 (635 amino acids)
Molecular function (GO): ATP hydrolysis activity; ATP binding
Source: RefSeq, a predicted model, not a curated record
AUGCCUGUCUCCGCUUCCAAGGCUGCUCGUCUGGCCAAAAAGGCCGAGAAAGGCGAAAAAAAGACUGCCGCCUCCAGAUUGUCCUCAAAGGCAAACUCUAAGAAUGCGUCGACAAAUGGCUCCAAAGCCUCCUCUGUCACCGGUGAUGACGACCCUCCUAUGCUCGACGAAGAUGAACAAGACGCUCCCGCAACAAGUGCCGAAAAGAUGGACAAGGUCAAACAAUUGACCGCCCAGAUGGAUAAACAUGGACUUUCCGAUCGAGUCACCACUGGUGUGCUUGCCUCAUUAGAGGCCAGUCGAGAUGUCAAGAUCACUUCUGCUUCUUUGGUCUUCCACGGCAAGGUUCUUAUUCAAGAUUCCACCAUCGAAGUCAAUUUUGGUCGAAGAUACGGCCUGCUUGGUGAAAACGGUUGUGGCAAAUCUACAUUGUUGAAGGCGAUUGAGAAGAGAGAAUACCCAUUCCCAGAACACGUGGACAUUUACUUGCUGAAUGAGGGCGCUCCGCCUACGGAUAUGGGUGCCCUUGAAUGGGUCAUUAAGGAGGCAGAGAAAGAAGUCAAGAGAUUGGAUGAUUUGGCCGAAGAAAUUUUGGAAAAGGACGGUCCCGAGAGUCCCACCUUGAUGGACAUCUACGAGCGUUCCGAAGCCAUGGAUCCAAAUACGUUCGAAGUUCGAGCCUCCCUGAUUCUUACCGGCCUCGGUUUCAACAAGAAAACCAUGCACAAAAAGACCAAAGACAUGUCCGGUGGUUGGAGAAUGCGUGUGGCACUGGGUCGGGCACUUUUCGUCAAGCCUUCUCUACUCCUCCUUGACGACCCCACCGCCCAUCUUGAUCUCGAAGCCUGUGUGUGGCUGGAAGAAUAUUUGAAGAAGUGGGAUAAGACCUUGAUCUUGGUUUCGCACUCCAUGGACUUUUUGAAUGGCGUUUGCACCAACAUGAUCGACAUGAGACAAAAGCAACUAUUGUACUAUGGUGGUAACUACGACUCGUACUUGAAGACUCGAACCGAACAAGAAACCAAUCAGCAAAAGGCGUAUGUCAAGCAACAGGAAGAAAUUGCUCACAUCAAAAAAUUCAUUGCUUCCGCCGGCACCUAUGCCAACUUGGUUCGACAAGCAAAAUCCAGACAAAAGAUUUUGGACAAGAUGGAAGCCGAUGGAUUCAUCCAACCCGUUGUACAAGAUCGAGUCUUCACCUUCAGAUUUGCCGAUGUUGAGAAGUUACCACCUCCGGUUUUGUCCUUUGAUGAUGUUACUUUCAGCUAUUCCGGAAAGCCGGAAGACAACCUUUUCGAAAAUCUGGAUUUGGGUGUCGACAUGGAUAGCCGAAUGGCUCUUGUGGGACCCAAUGGUGUGGGCAAAUCGACUUUGCUUCGGAUCAUGACAGGAAAACUCUCCCCCACCAGUGGCUCCGUCAGCAGACACACCCACCUGAAACUCGGUCUCUAUUCUCAACACUCCGCCGAUCAACUGGACUUGACCAAAUCAGCCCUGGAUUUCGUUCGUGACAAGUACGCAUCCACAUCACAGGACUAUCAAUAUUGGCGCCAGCAGCUUGGUCGGUAUGGUCUCUCCGGAGACGCCCAGACCGCAUUAAUGGGGACCUUGUCAGAAGGCCAAAGAUCUCGAGUUGUGUUUGCCCUUUUGGCCAUCGAAGGCCCUAAUAUGUUACUUCUGGAUGAACCUACCAACGGUCUUGAUAUUCCUACCAUUGAUUCUCUGGCUGACGCCAUCAAUGCCUUCUCGGGUGGUGUGGUGGUUGUUUCUCACGAUUUCAGAUUGCUCGACAAAAUUGCAAAGGAUAUCAUGGUGUGCGAACACAAGACAGUCCGACGAUGGGACGGCAGUAUCGGCGAAUACAAGAACUACCUCCGGAAAAAGAUGGUAUCCAUGGGUCAGGUUUAG